AGACUUCUCUGUUCCAUCGACUCUCUCCCCUUGACUUGUUUCCCAAUUUUCCAGACCUCCUCGUGAAAAUAUUAAGUCGAAUUAGAGCUGAAAAACAACGAAGCCCUAACUUUUGAUCCCGCUUCUCAAAUCUCGCGGGAGCUUUUCAUUAUCACGUAUUACACUACUACAUUAAAACGCCGUCGUCAGGUGGGAACUUCCGGUUUCGCUAUGUCGUCGACAUCGGCUGCUGCAGCUUCUUCUUCAUCCUCAGCGGCGUCGUCUCAAUUCACCUACACUACCGGCACGUACUUUCCGACUCCGUUUCACCUACAACAGCCGCAAACCUAUGUGGCUGCUGCCGCUGCCGCUUCAAUUCCGCAAUUUCCUGCUCCUCCUCCUGCGGUUCCCCACGUUUAUCCUGCUCCCGCUACCGUGUACUCCCUCCCUCAGUAUCAACAGGCCCAGCAAUUAUUUCAAAGGGAUGCACAAACAAUAACACCUGAAGCGCUAGAGAGUGUGAAAGCUGCGCUUGCAAGUAGUGAGAUUGAGCACAAGGCCGAGACUAAGAAGAAAGCAGUACCUCGUAAGGCAGCAGGGCAGGCAUGGGAGGAUCCUACACUUGCAGAUUGGCCAGAGAAUGAUUCUCGUUUGUUCUGUGGUGAUCUUGGUAAUGAGGUGAAUGAUGAUGUUCUAUCCAAAGCAUUUUCAAGAUUUCCAUCUUUUAACAUGGCCAGGGUUGUAAGAGAUAAGCGGACUGGCAAAACCAAAGGUUAUGGAUUUGUAAGUUUUUCAAACCCUUCAGACCUUGCUGCAGCGCUUAAAGAAAUGAAUGGUAAAUAUGUUGGAAAUCGGCCAAUCAAACUCCGCAAGAGCAAGUGGACAGAGAGAACAAACUUUGCAGCUUUAGAAAAGCAGAAGAGCCAUCCUCAAAAGAAACCCAAGUUGGCGAAGAAGUUUGUGAUGCACAAGUGAGCACACGUGGUGGUAGUGGUUACCUGUUCCUCCCUCCUCCCCCUCUUCUCUUCUCCUCUCUGUGAAAGAGGGUGACAAAGGGGAAAAAGGUUAUCUCAAAUUUGAGAUGUGUUUUUAUCAGGCUAUAAUUUCAAUGUCUGCUGAUGAAUUGCCUUUUUUUGUUUGUUUGUGUUCUCUGUCUAGAAUAGCAAAGAUAGGGCUGCUGUCGGUUCUCCUAGCUAUUGUGUGUUCUUGGAUGGGGAGAACAAUAGAAACAUGUUUAGGCUUGCAUCCCUUUUAAGGACUUGAUAACUUUUGUCCGUGACCAAUGACUGACUGCUGGAUUUGCACAUAAAUUUGUAUCUUGAGUAAAAUUUCGUGGUUAUCUUCAGAAAUAGCGGAGAGAUUUGUUUUA
This is a messenger RNA of Coffea eugenioides, 1348 nucleotides long. RefSeq names its product RNA-binding protein 42. The coding region runs from base 211 to 954 and encodes 247 amino acids. The record is from RefSeq and is a predicted model, not a curated record. The transcript has 6 exons. Lineage: Eukaryota; Viridiplantae; Streptophyta; Magnoliopsida; Gentianales; Rubiaceae. Gene Ontology annotation, molecular function: mRNA binding.